Mustela lutreola (European mink) is the source of this 960-nucleotide messenger RNA. Its product is annotated as skin secretory protein xP2-like. Bases 1 to 960 code for a protein of 319 amino acids. The transcript has a single exon. The record is from RefSeq and is a predicted model, not a curated record. Lineage: Eukaryota; Metazoa; Chordata; Mammalia; Carnivora; Mustelidae.
AUGAAUGGGGCUCAUUACGCCGGCACUGGGCGCUGCAGCCGUCAGUCCUCAGAGGCUGCGGGAGGAGGGCGGCGGGCAGGGGAGGGGCGGCGGGCAGGGCCGAGCGAGGGCUGCGGCGGACCGGCUGCAGCAGGGCUGCGGGAGCAGGGCAGGGAGGGGAGGGGUGCCGGCAGGGCCAGGGGGCUGCGGGAGGAGGCCCUGCCCCUGCACUCCGGGAAGGUCAGCCGCAGACACGUCCGCACCCGCUGCCCCUGCGCCGAGGAAGCAGAGAACGACACCGCGCAGCGCCGCGCCCCCGGCCCGCACAGCCCGGCGGCCCAAACGGAGCCCGCCCGGGCCUGCCCAACGGCCACCCAGGCCCGCGGCUGCUCCGCAGCCACCACGCAGCGCGGCGGAGCCCGAGGCCGGCCGCGGCGCACCCCGUCUCCGAGCGGGAACCCGGCGCGCGGUCCCGGCCGAGGGGCCAUGCCCUGCGCACGGGACAGGCCACCCAGCGCCCGUCGGCCGAGGGGCCGCCCCGGGCCGCGUCCCCACCUCGGUCUUCGGCCGGCCCCGGCCCCGGCGGUCACGGUCGCUCGGGCCCCACAGAGCCGGCGCCGCGGACACGCUCACGGCUCAGGCGACCCUCGCAGCGACAGCCGCGCGGGCCGGGCGGGAGGGCACCGGGUGCGUGAGGUCCGCCCUCGCCGCCUGGGGACGCGCGCCGCGGGGCUUCGUCGGGAGAAGCAGCUGCAGCUGCUCCAGUCGGCGCGGCCUCCCGGCCCCCGCCCCCGGCCAGCGGAGCGCGGCGCUGCUGCUGCCCGGACUCCGGGAGCCCGCGGGCUCGUCGGAGCGGGUCCGGCCGAGGCACGCGCGAGGGCGGCCGCUGCUCCUGCCCGGCGCCCCGCCGCCCCCGAGGCCGCCCCCGAGCCUGGCGGACCGGCCGCUCCGAGAGUCCCGACAAAGUCGGCGUCAUCUUGA